Messenger RNA from Eublepharis macularius, 3650 nucleotides. Its product is annotated as zinc finger protein 883-like. The transcript is spliced from 2 exons. NCBI's taxonomy places the organism in Eukaryota, Metazoa, Chordata, Lepidosauria, Squamata, Eublepharidae. Gene Ontology annotation, biological process: regulation of cytokine production; regulation of immune system process; negative regulation of transcription by RNA polymerase II. Bases 232 to 2019 code for a protein of 595 amino acids. The record is from RefSeq and is a predicted model, not a curated record.
AGAAAUUGUCCGUUCUUGGUCGGCCUUCUUGAUCCAGGGGAAGCUACCUUUUGAAUGGCUGCCGGGUAGAUGAGGGGUCUCUGGUCAAAGAACUUGGAAACAAUCACUCCUCAAAAGAUCCUGAGCAAUGAUGUGGGAUGCCUGUGAGAACAGCCCAAAAGAGCAUCCCCCCAAUUUUAAAUGGGGGCAGAAGCCAUUGAGAGAUGACAAGAAAAUGCCCAUAAGUUGAGAAUGGAUAUAUCCAUUGCAUGUGGGGAAAGUGGCAAAGACCAAAAUGAAAUUGCAAUAAAAGAGAAGAAAGAGACGGAUGAGGGACAUACAAUUUUUGACGAGUGUGAGAAAGCUCCAUAUAUUAGGACAUACAUGGAAGAGAGACCAUACAAAUGUUCAGUCUGUGGGAAAUCCUUCAGUAUGAAUGCUCACCUUAUUAGCCACCACAGAACCCACACAGGAGAGAAGCCAUACUCAUGCCUAAUGUGUGGGAAAAGUUUCUCUCAGAAAGGACACCUUGCAGUUCACAAGAGAAUCCAUGCAGAGGAGAAACCCUAUAAAUGCUUGGACUGUGGGAAAUCCUUCUGUAAGAAUGCUGACCUUAUUAGGCAUCACCGCAACCAUACAGGAGAGAAACCAUAUAAAUGCUCUGAUUGUGGGAAAUCUUUUUGUAUGAACUCUGAUUUUAUCAGGCAUUACCGAACCCACACAGGAGAUAAAACGUACGAGUGCUCAAACUGUGGGAAGUGCUGCAGCACCAAAAGCCACUUAGUUGCUCAUCUGAGAAUGCACACAGGGGAGAAACCAUUCAAGUGUGGCAUUUGUAUGAAGAGCUUCUCCCAGAAAGGAAACCUUGUAAUUCAUGAAAGAAUCCAUGCAGAAGAAAAACCCUAUAAAUGCUCAGACUGUGGGAAAUCAUUUUGUAAGAACGCCGACCUUAUUAGACAUCAUCGCAACCAUACAGGGGAGAAACCGUAUAAAUGUUUGAUUUGUGAGAAAUCUUUUAGCAUGAAUUCAGACUUCAUUCGACAUUACAGAACCCAUUCAGGAGACACUCAGUAUAAAUGCUCAGAAUGUGGUAAAAACUUCAGCAAGAAAUGUAACUUGGUGACACAUGUCAGAAGUCACACAGGUGAGAAACCAUAUAAAUGUUCAAGCUGUGGCAAAAGCUUUUCCCUGAAAGGAAACCUGGUUGCACACGAGAAAACCCAUACAAAAGAGAAGCCAUGUAAAUGUUUGGACUGUGGGAGAUCCUUCAGUGUGAACUCUAAACUUAUAGAACAUCAACGACUUCACACAAGAGAGAAACCGUAUGAAUGCUCAGAUUGUGGAAAAAGCUUUCGUUGGAUAGGAAACUUCAUGUCUCAUGUACAGUUCCACUCAGGAGAGAAACCAUAUGAAUGCUCACUCUGUGGGAAAUCUUUUAUAAUUCAACAUGACCUCACUAGACAUCAGAGAACUCACACAGGAGAGAAGCCAUAUGGAUGCUCAGAUUGUGGGAAAAGCUUCACUCAGAAAGGAAGCCUUGUUAUACACAUGAGAACCCACACAGGAGAGAAACCAUACAAAUGCACAGAUUGUGGGAAAUGUUUUAGUCUGAGUUCUUGCCUUCUGAGACAUCAGCAAACCCAUACGAGAGAGAAACCCUAUAAAUGCUUGGACUGUGGGAAAAGUUUUGGUGUAAGUUCUCGUCUUGUACAGCAUCAGCAAAUCCACGCUGAAGAACGACCACAUAAAUGCUCAGAAUGUGGUCAGAGUUUCACUCACCAAAAAAACCUUGUCAAGCAUAUGCAAUCACACCCAGGGGAGAAGCCACACAAAUGCUCCGAAUGUAGGGUAUGCUUCAGUGAGAUUUCUGAUCUUAUCCAUCAUAAGAGAAUGCAUGCAGAGGACAACUUGUACAACUCUUGUUACAGUGAUCAAAGCUUCAUUCACUCAUCAACUUUUAUUGCACAUAGGAGAAGCCUUACAGGAGAAAACGCACUGAAACAAUCAGAAAAUACACACUUAACAGCACAGAGGUUCUGAUUGUGGAGAGGCUAUCAGUCAGAGGCCACUGUUUUUUGCUCACUUGAGAUCCCACAAAUGUUCAUAAAUUAUUACCUUUUCAGUGAUAGGUCACAUUUGUUUAGAUAUGUGACUCCCUUUCUUCACACGUGGAGAGAAACCAAACUUGGACUGUGAGAUUUUUCAGUAUCUUCUUUCUUAGAAACAUAACAGAAUAGAUUGUGUUCCUAACCUUGUCAAAAUGGUGGACACUUGGAAGUUUUGAGAAAGGGUAGUGGGUACCACCACGAAGUAUUUGUGUCUGAGGCAGGACUAAUAAUAAAAUGGCUGCCAUGGUGAGGCGCAAUCUUAGAAUAGUGGGCGGUUCCAAAUCAAGCAGCCUCCUACAAUGGAGACAACUGUGCCCAAAUAGGUGCUCCCUGUGGGCCCAAAGGUGAUGUUCGUUGGGAUCUUCUGAAGAACAUCCAGCUCUGGUGAGGUGGAGGGAAGCCGGGAUUGGCUCAUUGCUUUGGGGAAGAAGCAGAUGUGCUCCAGGAACACCAUGAUGCCCAUGUGGGUUGUAUUCUGUUUCCCUCUCUGCUGUUGUCAACUACCGCUUGUUUGAUGUUCUCUUGCAUUGUUUCUCUUACAUUUUAACUUUUUCACAGAUUUAUAUGUUCUGCCUUCUUCCCCUCUCUGAUACAAGGGUGGGGACAGAGGAAAGCAGUCUUCCUACACGUGAGCACAAACCCCACAAAGAUUACAGAUUAUUGAACUGCUUUCACAUACAGACUAUCCUGCUCCUUCCACAUAUUCCAUCCCAGAGAUGGUACCUUGAAGGAGAAGCAGCAAUCUGUGGAUAUUUAAACACAGUUUCAAAAAACUGCACAUGAGAAAUUAGUGACACAAAUAUUUAAAAAUGAGCAGUGUAGUAACGACACGAUACAAGAUCUGGAUGCAAAGUCUCUCCCUCCAAGAUGGAGGCGAGUGUUUUAUUAAGAAGAUGUCUAUAGCAACAAUUGUAGCAACAGUUACACAUUCCAAACCAGUUGCAGCCAACUACGCAAAUAUGCUGUGAUCAGGCUUUUGUCUUAUCUAUGGAGCAUAACAGAAAGGUACAUCAUGAGCUUCUGAGCGUAGGAGAAUAUUACUUAGAGUGUAUGGGAAUGUUGUUUGCUCUGAGAAGAAUGAGAGAUUUAUGGCUACACAUUUAAACUACUCCCUGAGUCUUCCCGUGUGGCAUGCCAACUGAUCAGGAGAUCAGGAAGGUAGAAAUGUAAAGAGCAAUUAAUGGAGGCUGUGUGGCAUGCCUACUCCGGCCUACAGAGCAGAGGCACAGGUUAUGUUCCAUGUGUGAAGUAAUUUAAAUAACACUGAACUCCGUGGGGAAUUACUUUUGAGUAAAUGUGGCUUGGAUUGGGCAGUCCUUGGUUGAAAUUGCCUUCACUUACCAACUUCUUAAACACACAUGAACUCUCUGUUGUUGCCUUUUUGACUUAGCAUUCUUUCUUCUGUUAUUCUAACUGGUCUUUUGGCAAACUUCUCAACUUCUCUUCUUAAUAAUAAUGAAAUGGUGUGAGGUAGAUUUUAAAAUUACUUUUAGAGCAUUACUCACCCCCUAUUAAAAAUAACUUUUCUAUAUUUUACUUAAAUUUGUGUUUUAUAGUGGAAGA